AUGAUGAAGAUGAUAUGUUCUGAUGAUAUUAUUAUUCCAUUUCAAAUACUUUCUCAAUAUGAUUAUCAUAUUGCAAGGUUGUUUUAUUCAACUUUAUUUUCAUCAAUAUUAAAAUCAUUAAAAGAUAAAUUAUCUCAAGAUGAAUACACAGAUUUAAUUCAAACAAUUCAACAUCAUUUUGAUGUUAUGCUAUCACAAUCUGAAAUAUUUUAUCCAUUAUUUAUAGCUGCUUUACUUGAUAUUGUAACAACAAAUAUUACACCACAAUCAUCACCACCACUACGACCAAUAACAACAGCAACAUCAAAUUCUGAAUCUACAUUUGUUAAACGUUCUUAUAUUGAAAAACAAUAUUCAUUUGAAUUAGCAACUUUUUUUCUUUGUCAAAAAGACUUUGAUCAUAAGUUAUCGAUGAAUUGUUAAAAUCUUCUUAGUCGUGAUUAUAAUCAAUUAGCUAGUCUUUGUGAUGAUUAUUUACGUCGAUAUGAAAAUAAUGUAGAUGAAAAUAGUUUAAUGCAAAUUUUAUUUUCUAAUAAUAAUGCUAAUCAAAUUGAUGAAUUUAUAAUUAAAUCGAUUUUAUUAUCAAUUUCAAUAUGA
Messenger RNA from Rotaria sp. Silwood2, 597 nucleotides. The record is from the annotation of a GenBank genome assembly. Lineage: Eukaryota; Metazoa; Rotifera; Eurotatoria; Philodinida; Philodinidae.